AUGUAUAUUUCCUUUCGUCGUCAUCUCUAUCAAACUACUCUUUAUAUAGCAAUUGUUUGGUUAUUUACUAUAAUUAUACUUUUUUAUUUCAAUGAUCCGAAAAGAAAUCCUAUUGAUAAACAACCAUUUGAAGAUCUCAAUAUCAAACAACACGAUGAAAAUCGUUUAGAUAUAAAAUUAAUUAAUCAAUCACAACAUGAGGAAAUUCAUAAUAUAUUCGAUGAACCAAAGCAAGUCGUGGCACCUGUUAUUGAUGACAAUAAAAACAAUCCAAACAGGUAUGGCGACAUGGGAAAACCAGUUAUUAUUGAUAAAAAUAUAUUAUCACCAAGUGAACUAAAGAAAUAUGAUGAAGGCCUUGAAAACAAUGCAUUCAAUGCAUAUGUAAGCGAUUUAAUACCGUUUCAUCGCAAUCUACCCGACGAACGUCAUCCGGAUUGUAGAAAACUUGAAUAUAAAGCACUAUCAAUAACGGCAAGUGUAGUUAUGUGUUUUCAUAAUGAAGCAUGGACAACAUUAUUAAGAUCAAUACAUUCGGUUAUUGAUCGUAGUCCACCACAUUUAUUAAAAGAAAUUAUUCUUGUUGAUGAUUUUUCUGACAUGAGUCAUUUACAGAAGCCAUUGGAUGAUUAUAUAGAAACUCUUAAAAUAGUUUCAAUAGUUCGACAACCGCGACGCGAAGGUUUAAUACGUUCACGUUUAGCAGGCGCUGUUCUUGUUAAAAGUGAUACGAUUGUUUUUCUUGACUCACAUAUUGAAGUUACAGAAGGUUGGCUGGAGCCAUUACUUGACCCAAUAGCAAAAAAUCGCACAAUAGUUGUAGUACCUGUUAUUGACACUAUUGAUGCUACAACAUUUGCUUUUACUUUUAUUUCUGAAACAAUAUAUGUUGGUGGCUUUGAUUGGAACUUACAAUUCAACUGGCAUAUUUUACCCAAACGAGAACAAUCAACAAGAAACAGUUCAGCCGACCUAGCAAGAACGCCGACUAUGGCUGGAGGACUGUUUGCCAUUAGUAAAAGUUAUUUUUAUGAUCUAGGAAGUUAUGAUGAUGCUAUGGAUAUUUGGGGUGGUGAAAAUUUAGAAAUAUCUUUUCGUAUAUGGAUGUGUGGAGGGACUUUGGUAAUUUCUCCUUGUUCACAUGUUGGUCAUGUAUUUCGUCCAAAAUCUCCUUAUAAAUGGUUACCUGGUGUCAAUGCAGUUAAGAAGAAUUGUGUUCGAGUCGCUGAAGUUUGGCUUGAUGAAUAUAAAAAAUAUUACUACGCAAGGCUUAAUUAUAAACUAGAGGAUUAUGGUGAUGUGAGUUCACGGAAAGCACUCCGAGAAAGAUUAAAAUGUAAAUCAUUUAAAUGGUAUUUAACUGAGAUCUAUCCGGAACUGACGAUUCCAGAAUUUGGAAUAGCUGCGGGUGAUAUUCGAAAUCUCGCUGUUCACUACUGUGUUGAUGCUAAUGCUGAGAGCAAGAAUUUCCAGAAGCCAGCAAUCGGCUAUGAAUGUCAUGAACAAGGUGGUAAUCAGUUUUUUACGCUCAGUAAAACGGGUCAGAUUCAUCGAGAUGGCGGAUGCCUAGAUUAUCGAGAUGGCAAGGAAGGGAUUAAUAAAAAUGAUAGAAUUCUUGUUUUAUUAUGUCAUGAUCAGAAUGGAACUCAAUCUUGGAUUUAUAAUAAGAACGAUCAAUUAUAUCAUCCAGAAUCGUCACUGUGUAUGACGUUAUCUGACGAUUACCAGCAUCUUCAAAUGCAAAUAUGUAAUCUCGAUAUUGCACGGCAAAGAUGGAUAUGGAGCCGACAAUCACAUUAA
This is a messenger RNA of Rotaria socialis, 1800 nucleotides long. Lineage: Eukaryota; Metazoa; Rotifera; Eurotatoria; Philodinida; Philodinidae. The record is from the annotation of a GenBank genome assembly.